GAAUUGUAGACAAAGAUGACGUGUAUACUAUUGCCAAACUCCAGUUUUAUCCACAUUCCACCUUUCCCCUCCCCAUUCUACAGUAGAUCUAAUUGGUGGAACAGGUGGGAUCGUAACAGGUGGGAUCAGGGAACUAAGUCCACCAGUUCUACCACCAGUACCACCAGUACCACUUCCACCACUACUACCACUACCACCACAACCACCACUACUACCACACCCUCGCCGCCCAAGGACUUAAAGAAGAAUUAUAAGGAUCCGGUUAAAGCGCCUGACGGGGAGUGUGAGGACAGGAUCGCCAACAUCGCGGGAAGUCUUACCUGUCAGGAGUUCCUGAGGUCUUACGGCUUCCGCUACUGUGGUCACCGUUACAUCCAGAAGAACUGCUGUCGCUCACAGAAGGAGAUGUGCAGCGGUCGCUAGUGAAGGGCGCGGGGGGCGUACCUGGCCGCGAGCCACGCCAGGUGAAGGCUUCAAGCACCCCAGGCCCCACCCCAUACCCAAGAUGGCGCGGGGCCAACCCACCUCACGGGGCACCUCGGGCUUCACACACCUGGAGGGCCCCUUACAUGUCUAGUGGCUUCAUACACUUGGUGGCUUCGUUGAUCGAGGGUUCCUCAUGCCCUGGUGACCUCACACACUCUGUGGCUUCACUUACGUAGGCCCCAGACAUAAGAAGCCCUGUCAUCCGGGGAGGACCUUCGUCAGAGGAAGCCCUCCGCCCUUACAUCUUAGGAGCUCCCUCUUUAAAAGAUGCCGAUACCUAGGGGGCUCCUUAACACCAAUAGUGGAUUCGGUCGCAUGCGGGUGGGAGACGCGGGAGGAGGUGGGUGGCGGCACAAGGCCCUCCCAGCUGCGGCGGCGGCUUGCUGGCGAGGCGACGGCGCGGGGAUGGCGCCCCUAAAAGGCCUGAUGUCCUUAUGGGAUUCGGUGCCAAGGGGUGCCUCACCCAGUGGGGACCAGUACCCAGGGCCCUCCGAGACCUGGAGGGCAGCGGCCAGCCACCCACCACCAACCACCCCCACCCCGGUCACACUGCACGUUCCCUGCCCCUCCACCACCCACAUCCACACAACACUCUGUACCUGACAGUACAUGAUACACUCUCACCACACAGCCUCACCCUCCUCACAACACACCAGGGCCACACGGCCUCACCCUCCUCACAACACACCAGGGCCACACGGCCUCA
This is a messenger RNA of Homarus americanus (American lobster), 1192 nucleotides long. Its product is annotated as exocyst complex component 5-like. The transcript has 2 exons. The coding region runs from base 16 to 423 and encodes 135 amino acids. The record is from RefSeq and is a predicted model, not a curated record. Lineage: Eukaryota; Metazoa; Arthropoda; Malacostraca; Decapoda; Nephropidae.